UUCAGGACUGCUGUAGGGGGGCUACUGAAUGGGAGCAGUCACUAGAUUCGUGUGAUACCAAAGCAACACACCAGAACACCUACUACUGCCCAUCGGAUUUGACUUUUUGGGACGUUUAGGGCACAAACAGAACAAGAUCACCUCUAUUUUUCCGGUUGUCCCCUUCCCCUUUCCUUCCUCACGGAUUGUUUUGAAAGAGAAAUCCUGCAGUCAUGGCUCAAAUACUGCCGAUACGAUUUCAGGAACAUCUGCAGCUGCAGAACAUGGGUGUGAACCCGGCCAACAUCGGGUUCAGCUAUCUGACCAUGGAGUCAGACAAGUUCAUCUGCAUCAGAGAGAAGGUGGGCGAUCAGAACCAGGUGGUGAUUGUGGACAUGUCCGACCCUACCAACCCCAUCAGGAGACCCAUCUCUGCUGACAGCGCCAUCAUGAACCCCGCCAGCAAGGUCAUCGCCUUGAAAGCUGCCAAGACGCUGCAAAUCUUCAACAUCGAGAUGAAGAGUAAGGUGAAGGCUCACACCAUGACGGAGGAGGUCAUGUUCUGGAAGUGGAUAUCGGUAAACACCGUUGCCUUGGUGACAGAUACGGCUGUCUAUCACUGGAGCAUGGAGGGGGAUUCCCAGCCCACCAAAGUAUUCGAUCGGCACGCCAGUCUGGCCGGAUGUCAGAUCAUCAACUAUAGAACUGAUGAACAACAGAAAUGGCUACUGCUGAUAGGGAUUUCUGCACAGCAAAACCGUGUGGUAGGGGCGAUGCAGCUCUAUUCUGUUGACAGAAAAGUUUCCCAGCCCAUUGAGGGCCACGCUGCAGCCUUUGGGGAGUUCAAAGUGGAAGGAAAUGCCAAAGCAUCCACCCUCUUCUGCUUUGCUGUGCGCUCACAGGCUGGGGGAAAGUUGCACAUCAUUGAAGUUGGUCAGCCAGCUGCAGGAAACCAGCCAUUUGCAAAGAAAGCAGUGGACGUGUUCUUCCCUCCAGAGGCCCAGACAGAUUUUCCUGUCGCUAUGCAGAUUGGCAACAAGCAUGGUGUAAUAUAUUUGAUCACAAAGUAUGGGUACAUUCACCUAUAUGACCUGGAGUCUGGAGUGUGCAUCUACAUGAACCGAAUCAGUGCAGAGACCAUCUUUGUUACCGCCCCUCAUGAAGCCACCUCAGGAAUUAUUGGGGUCAACAAGAAGGGACAGGUGUUGUCAGUUUGUGUUGAAGAGGAAAACAUUGUCAACUAUGCCACCAACGUCCUGCAGAAUCCGGAUCUAGCCUUGAGGAUUGCUGUGAGGUCAAACCUUGCCGGGGCCGAGGAGAUUUUUGCCAGGAAGUUCAAUACUCUGUUUGCACAGGGAAGUUAUUCAGAGUCUGCAAAGGUUGCCGCAUCAGCACCCAAGGGUAUCCUGCGGACAGCAGAGACCAUCCGUAAGUUUCAGAGUGUCCCGGCCCAGCCAGGGCAGGCCUCUCCACUGUUGCAGUACUUUGGUAUUCUGUUGGACCAAGGCCAGCUGAACAAGUUUGAGUCUCUGGAACUGUGCAGGCCUGUCCUGCAGCAGGGCCGCAAACAGCUGCUGGAGAAAUGGCUAAAGGAGGACAAGCUUGAGUGCUCAGAGGAGCUGGGAGACCUGGUGAAGGCCUCUGACCCCACCCUUGCUCUCAGUGUGUACCUCAGAGCUAACGUCCCCAACAAGGUCAUCCAGUGCUUUGCUGAGACUGGACAGUUCCAGAAGAUAGUGUUGUAUGCUAAAAAGGUGGGCUACACCCCAGACUGGGUGUUUCUACUGAGAAAUGUGAUGCGUGUCAAUCCAGACCAGGGACUGCAGUUCGCACAGAUGCUGGUGCAGGAUGAGGAGCCACUGGCCAACAUCAACCAGAUCGUAGAUGUGUUCAUGGAGGGCAACCUGAUCCAGCAGUGCACCUCCUUCCUGUUGGAUGCACUAAAGAACAACCGCCCGGCUGAAGGACACUUACAGACACGCCUGCUUGAGAUGAACCUCAUACAUGCUCCCCAGGUAGCAGAUGCGAUCCUGGGGAACCAGAUGUUUACCCACUAUGAUCGUGCCCACGUUGCUCAGCUGUGUGAGAAGGCAGGACUUCUGCAGAGGGCUCUUGAACACUACACAGACCUGUAUGAUAUCAAACGGGCCGUUGUGCACACACAUCUGCUCAACCCUGAGUGGCUGGUGAACUUCUUUGGAUCUUUAUCAGUUGAAGACUCCCUGGAGUGUUUAAGGGCCAUGUUGUCGGCUAACAUCAGGCAGAACCUGCAGCUGUGUGUCCAGGUAGCAUCUAAGUAUCAUGAGCAGCUCGGGACCCAGGCCUUAGUGGAGCUCUUUGAAUCCUUCAAGAGUUAUGAGGGCUUGUUUUACUUCCUUGGGUCGAUUGUGAAUUUUAGCCAAGAGCCUGAUGUUCAUUUUAAGUACAUCCAGGCUGCCUGCAAAACAGGCCAGAUCAAAGAAGUGGAGAGAAUCUGUAGAGAGAGCAACUGCUAUGACCCGGAGAGGGUUAAAAACUUCCUCAAGGAGGCCAAGCUAACAGACCAGCUUCCCCUUAUCAUUGUGUGUGAUCGCUUUGACUUCGUCCAUGACCUGGUGCUCUACCUCUACCGCAACACCCUGCAGAAAUACAUUGAAAUCUACGUACAGAAAGUGAAUCCCAGUCGUUUACCGGUGGUGAUAGGCGGCCUGUUGGAUGUGGACUGUGCUGAGGAUGUCAUUAAGAACCUGAUCAUGGUGGUCAGAGGGCAGUUUUCCACUGAUGAGCUGGUGGAGGAAGUAGAGAAGAGGAACCGGUUAAAACUUCUAUUGCCUUGGCUGGAGUCCCGCAUUCAUGAUGGAUGCGAGGAGCCAGCUACCCACAAUGCCCUGGCCAAGAUCUACAUUGACAGCAACAACACGCCUGAGCGCUUCCUGAAGGAGAACACGUUCUACGACAGCGCCGUGGUCGGAAAAUACUGCGAGAAGAGAGACCCCCACCUGGCCUGUGUAGCGUAUGAGAGAGGAGAGUGUGACCUGGACCUCAUCAAAGUGUGCAACGAGAACUCCUUAUUCAAAAGCGAGGCUCGAUAUCUGGUGCGAAGGAAAGAUCCCGAGCUCUGGGCGAACGUUUUGGAGGAAAACAACCCCUUCAGAAGACAGCUGAUCGACCAGGUGGUGCAGACAGCACUGUCAGAGACCCAGGACCCGGAGGAGGUGUCGGUCACUGUUAAGGCCUUCAUGACGGCAGACCUGCCCAACGAGCUGAUUGAACUUCUGGAGAAGAUUGUUCUUGAUAACUCUGUCUUCAGUGAGCACAGAAAUCUCCAGAACCUGCUCAUUUUGACGGCCAUCAAAGCCGACCGCACUCGUGUGAUGGAGUACAUCAACAAGCUUGACAACUACGACGCUCCAGACAUUGCUAAUAUUGCCAUCAGCAAUGAGCUCUUUGAGGAAGCAUUUGCUAUUUUCAAGAAAUUUGAUGUCAAUACAUCAGCUAUACAGGUAUUGAUAGAGCACAUAGGGAACCUGGAUCGUGCCUAUGAGUUUGCCGAGCGCUGUAAUGAGCCAGCGGUGUGGAGCCAGUUAGCCAGAGCUCAGUUGCAGAGAGACCUGGUGAAGGAGGCCAUUGACUCGUAUAUCAAAGCCGUUGACCCUUCAGCAUACAUGGAGGUGGUCAACGCAGCCAGCAAGAACAAUAACUGGGAAGACUUGGUCAAAUUCCUCCAGAUGGCUCGAAAGAAAGCGAGAGAGUCUUACGUUGAGACGGAGCUGAUCUUUGCUUUAGCUAAAACAAACCGUUUGGCAGAGCUGGAGGAGUUUGUCAGUGGGCCCAACAAUGCUCACAUACAGCAAGUUGGCGAUAGAUGUUAUGAUGAGGGUAUGUAUGACGCAGCCAAGCUCUUGUACAAUAACGUUUCCAACUUCGCUCGCCUCGCAUCGACGCUUGUCCACCUCGGGGAGUACCAGGCGGCUGUGGACAGUGCCAGGAAAGCCAACAGCACACGGACAUGGAAGGAGGUGUGUUUUGCGUGUGUGGAUGGCGAGGAGUUCCGGCUGGCACAAAUCUGCGGCCUUCACAUUGUCAUCCACGCCGAUGAGCUGGAGGACCUGAUCAGCUACUAUCAGGACCGCGGCUACUUUGAGGAGCUCAUUGCUCUGCUGGAGGCUGCGCUGGGCCUGGAGCGUGCCCACAUGGGCAUGUUCACUGAACUCGCCAUCCUCUACUCAAAGUUCAAACCUCAGAAGAUGAGGGAACAUCUUGAGCUUUUCUGGUCCAGAGUCAACAUCCCAAAGGUUCUUCGUGCAGCAGAGCAGGCUCAUCUAUGGGCAGAGCUGGUGUUCCUUUACGAUAAAUAUGAGGAGUUUGACAAUGCAGCCAUCACAAUGAUGUCUCAUGCCACAGAUGCGUGGAAAGAAGUGCCGUUCAAGGACAUUAUUGCGAAGGUUGCCAAUGUUGAGCUGUACUAUAAAUCUCUUUCCUUUUACCUGGAAUACAAACCUCUCCUGAUUAAUGACCUGCUGGUCAUCCUGUCUCCACGGCUGGACCACAGCCGAGCUGUCAACUUUUUCAGCAAGAUGAACCAGCUGAAGUUGGUCAAGCCUUACCUGAGGUCCGUCCAGAAUCACAACAACAAGUCCGUCAAUGAAGCCCUCAACAAUCUGCUGACAGAGGAGGAAGACUUCCAGGGCCUGAGAGCAUCCAUUGAUGCCUAUGAUAACUUUGACACCAUUGAGCUGGCGCAGAGGUUAGAGAAACAUGAGCUGAUCGAGUUCAGGCGCAUCGCUGCGUACCUAUACAAAGGCAACAACCGCUGGAGACAGAGUGUGGAGCUCUGCAAGAAGGACAAACUCUACAAGGAUGCCAUGCUGUACGCCGCAGAGUCUAAGGACGCAGAGCUGGCAGAGACUCUGCUCCAGUGGUUCCUGGAGGAGGGCAGAAAGGAGUGCUUUGCAGCCUGCCUGUUCGCCUCCUAUGACCUUCUGCACCCGGACGUGGUGCUGGAGCUGGCCUGGAGGAACAACAUCAUGGACUUUUCCAUGCCGUACUUCAUCCAAGUCAUGAGAGAGUACAUGACAAAGGUUGAUGAGUUUGCAGUGAAGGUGAUGGUGGACAAACUGGAGGAGGCAGACAGCCAAAGGAAAACCGAAGAGGAGGUGACAGAACCUCAGCCCAUAGUGUUCGGUCAGCAACUGAUGUUACCGGCUUCUCCUGCUCCAGUGGCUGCCCAGCCAGCGUACCCAGGCUACGGCUACCCUGCUGCCCCUGCGGGCUUCCCUGCUCAGCCUGCCUACGGCUUCAACAUGUAGAGGCCUGACCCAGCCUCUUCCACCCCUAUAUCCCCUGCACAAACUCACUCACCUAGGACCUGAACCAAACUGAACCGUGCUGCUCUGGGUGUCAAUUGGCAGCGCGGAGACCCCUGAAACUUACCUGGUCCUUCAUUCCCAAUAAGACUGAAACUGCAAUAUAAACCCUUCAUCUUUACUUCUCCACACAUACUGCAGAACGACCCGCUCUUACAAGACUGCUGUACCCUCCCCCGUUUUGUUUUUCCACAUGGACACUAUGAUUGCAUCCCUGAUCUACAUAGCAUGAAGUCACCUCUCAGCUUCUAGAGGAAUUAACACACGAAGAAAAAAACACGAGCCACACUAAACCACCCUGACCUGUUGCUGUUCCAUAUAGACUUUAUUAACCAUAGAGUUUCUUUUCAUAAAGAUUCAGCACUGAUUAGAAAGAGACUCGUUACUGAAGAGAGGAGGGGCUUGGGUGUGUCUCCCCCGUCCCUUCUAAAGCACUGUUACAGCCUUAUUUACUUUGAGGAGGCGGCAAAAAAACUGGCUCAUUUGUUCAUGUUCAAUUUCACAACUGUCUCAUGCUCUGGUUAGACAGAUGGUUACUGUGCAAUAGUUUCUCACAACAGUUACACAAGUGUUUGCUGUAUACCGACUGAGAACAUUUGUUUAUGAGGUGACGGUACUGUGUGUGUGUGUGUGUGUGUGUGUGUGUGUGUGUGUGUGUGUGUGUGUGUGUGUGUGUGUGUGUGUGUGUGUGUGUGUGUGUGUGUGUGUGUGUGUGUGUGUGUGUGUGUGUGUGUGUGUGUGUGUGUGUGUGUGUGUGUGUGUGUGUGUGUGUGUGUGUGUGUGUGUGUGUGUGUGUGUGUGUGUGUGUGGGGCCUCUAAAGCCUUUGAGGGAUAUGUCAACAAACCAAGAGACACUCAAUGAAAUGUCCAUCACCUGCAAACCUUUCGCUGGGUCAGAGCUGUUGAUUGCAUCCGACAACUUUUUGGACUGCAGAAAUUUGGUUUUCCAGGGUGCUUGUGACAACAAGAAAGAGGAAAGAAAGAAGGUGAAACAAUAAUUUAAAAAAUGCUAUAUGCUGUAGUCUGUGCAUGUGCUGCCAAACUAUAAUGCUGCAACCAGGAGCACAAUUUUCAUGUUGCAUAUAUCAAGUAUUACUAAUGUUGUGUGUGACGUUAUAUGAAACUUUUUCACCUUACUAACAGAAAACGGUGAUGAAGCUCCUUCAGACUCGAGUAAAUGAAAACGCUGGAUCAUUAGCUCACAUCCUGGUGCCAGUUGGUUCACAAAAAUAAUCAUUAUUGUACUGAAAACUGUAUAAUUUAAGCUAUAUUGAAAUACCUAACUAAUCAAAGAAUUCAGAUAUUAUGGAAUACUGUAUGUAUUGUCUAUAGUGUGUUGUUGUAGUGUCGAAAAGCAUAAUGAUUUUUGUAAGAAAAUGACAAAAUGCAAAAACAGCAGGUAAUAAUAAAUGGCAAAGUCUUGAGGCAAGGCUGCUCAAAGUGA
Eleginops maclovinus (Patagonian blennie) is the source of this 6768-nucleotide messenger RNA. It is a transcript of the gene cltcl1, whose product is annotated as clathrin, heavy chain-like 1. Bases 213 to 5267 code for a protein of 1684 amino acids. Lineage: Eukaryota; Metazoa; Chordata; Actinopteri; Perciformes; Eleginopidae. The transcript is spliced from 32 exons. Gene Ontology annotation, molecular function: clathrin light chain binding; structural molecule activity. Gene Ontology annotation, cellular component: clathrin coat of trans-Golgi network vesicle; extracellular exosome; clathrin coat of coated pit. Gene Ontology annotation, biological process: receptor-mediated endocytosis; intracellular protein transport. The record is from RefSeq and is a predicted model, not a curated record.